Messenger RNA from Purpureocillium lilacinum, 1617 nucleotides. RefSeq lists its product as uncharacterized. Gene Ontology annotation, biological process: proteolysis; cell-cell adhesion. NCBI's taxonomy places the organism in Eukaryota, Fungi, Ascomycota, Sordariomycetes, Hypocreales, Ophiocordycipitaceae. The record is from RefSeq and is a predicted model, not a curated record. Gene Ontology annotation, cellular component: cell surface; phagocytic vesicle; protein complex involved in cell adhesion. Gene Ontology annotation, molecular function: zinc ion binding; oligosaccharide binding; N-acetylgalactosamine binding.
AUGGCGUCUUACGGACCGGUCUGCUUCACCAAGAUCCUUGGGGUGAACGAUGAGGAUAGCAUCCCUCCCAAGGAGAGUGUUGCCAAGGCGGUCGAGGAAAACCCACGAAAUGGGUCGCUCACCUUGCCGCCCGCACCCACUGCUCCCGGUGGCCCCUUGGGACUUGCAAUGAUGACGCGCAAGUUUUGGUUGCCUGGUCGAGAACUCAAGAUUGGGUUCCAGGGAGGGUCGACGUGGCAGAAGGAACAAGUCAAGAGGUUUGCUCCAGAGUGGACCCAGUACGCCAAUAUACGGUUCACAUUCGUCGAUUCUGGAGAUGUGGACAUCCUGAUAGCGUUCAAUCCUGGUUCGGGGUCUUGGUCAUAUUUAGGGACAGACUGUUCGUGGUUCAGCUCUCAGAACCGACCGUCGAUGAACCUGGGAUGGAUCAACGACAGCACUUCGGAUGAUGAGCUCCGCUCUGUCAUACUUCACGAGUUUGGCCAUGCUCUUGGUGCAGUCCAUGAGCACGAAAGCCCGUAUGCCAAUAUCCCAUGGAACAAAGAACAGGUCUACAAAGACCUUGGUGGGCCGCCAAACAACUGGGACAAGAACAAGGUGGACCAAAACAUGUUUACCUUGUACACGCUCCAGGACACCCAGGCUACCGACUUUGACCCUGACAGCAUCAUGCUGUACUACUUUCCCGCCAGCUGGACCACGAACGGCAAGGGAACCAAGUACAACACCGCUCUGUCGAGCUUUGACAAGGCGUAUGCCAAGUUCUGUUAUCCCAAGGGCGACUUCGACGCUGGUCAAUUCAACACUAUGGAAGUUCGCCCGUGGGACAAGCCGCAGCUGGACAACGAUAAGGUCAUAUACUACCAGAAGAAGUAUGACACUGUCCCAGAGCUUCCUCUCGGUAUCACGUCCCUCGACAUCGGCCAAGCCGCCAACAUUCGCAUCAGGGCCCUGACCAGUGAGGCAAACACGGAGAAGUUCAAGGCUUCUCUCCAGAGCUGGGCGGACACCACUCUCUUUUCUGCCUCUAUGACCUAUCUGGAGAAGAGCUCGACGUUCAGCUACAUUCAGACCGGCGUCUACAACACGGAGCAGACGCGGCCAUGGAACCAGCCCCAGUUGACCCAGUCAAAGCGCAUCAACUUUGCGACGCCAUUUUCCUCUCCUCCCAAGGUUAUCACCUGGCUGCAGUCCUUGGACAUGGACAAGAGCAAGAACUGGCGCAUCAGGGUGUAUCCCAGCGAUAUUGAUAACAGGGGCUUCACUAUCCACGCUGACUCCUGGGCCGACUCGAUUCUAUACAGUGCCGGCGUGACUUGGCUGGCGUAUCCUACAGACCAGCCUGGAGUCACUAGCGGCACAUUCAAUACCCAGGAUGUGCGACCGUGGGAUAGGCCACAGGCUGAGAACUCUGGGGUCUUCAACUUCCCUACUGCGUUCUCGAAGCCGCCCAAGGUGAUCAUGGCUUUGAAUACUCUGGACUAUGAUCACACCCGGAACUUGCGAUUGAGACUGAGCACAUCUUCGGUGACAAACACGGCCAUCACCUGGCACCUUCAGAGCUGGUGGGACUCGGUCAUGUAUAGCUCGGGUGCCUCCUUCUUCGCUUGGACCUGA